This is a messenger RNA of Propithecus coquereli (Coquerel's sifaka), 4110 nucleotides long. RefSeq names its product GRB2 associated, regulator of MAPK1-like (gene GAREM2). Lineage: Eukaryota; Metazoa; Chordata; Mammalia; Primates; Indriidae. Bases 17 to 2644 code for a protein of 875 amino acids. The record is from RefSeq and is a predicted model, not a curated record. The transcript is spliced from 6 exons.
CGGGGGCGCCCAUGCCAUGGAGAAGCUGGCGGCCGGGCUGGCCGGCCUGCGCUGGAGCAUGGGCGCCUUCCCGCUCGACCUCAUCGUCAGCCGCUGCCGCCUGCCCACGCUCGCCUGCCUCGGGCCAGGGGAGUACGCGGAGGGCGUCAGUGAGCGAGACAUCCUGCUCAUCCACUCCUGCCGCCAGUGGACAACAGUGACAGCCCACACCCUGGAGGAGGGCCAUUACGUUAUCGGGCCCAAGAUCGACAUCCCGCUGCAGUACCCAGGGAAGUUCAAGCUCCUGGAGCAGGCCCGGGAUGUGCGGGAGCCAGUGAGGUACUUCAGCAGCGUGGAGGAGGUGGCCAGCGUCUUCCCAGACCGCAUCUUUGUGAUGGAAGCCAUCACCUUCAGCGUCAAGGUGGUGUCGGGCGAGUUCAGCGAGGACAGCGAGGUGUACAACUUUACGCUGCACGCAGGCGACGAGCUCACUCUGAUGGGCCAAGCGGAGAUCCUGUGCGCCAAGACCACCAAGGAGCGCUCGCGCUUCACCACCCUCCUGCGCAAGCUGGGGCGGGCCGGGGCGCUGGCCGGGGUGGGCGGCGGCGGCCCGGGGGGCGCGGGGACCGCGGGCGGUGGGGGCGCCAGGCCCAUCAAGGGCAAGAUGCCUUGCCUCAUCUGCAUGAACCACCGCACCAACGAGAGCCUGAGCCUGCCCUUCCAGUGCCAGGGCCGCUUCAGCACGCGCAGCCCGCUGGAGUUGCAGAUGCAGGAGGGCGAGCACACGGUGCGCGCCAUCAUCGAGCGCGUGCGGCUGCCGGUGAACGUGCUGGUGCCCAGCCGGCCGCCGCGCAACCCCUACGACCUGCACCCGGUGCGCGAGGGCCACUGCUACAAGCUGGUCAGCAUCAUCUCCAAGACGGUGGUGCUGGGGCUGGCGCUGCGCCGCGAGGGUCCUGCGCCGCUGCACUUCCUGCUGCUCACGGACACGCCGCGCUUCGCGCUGCCGCAGGGCCUGCUGGCCGGGGACCCGCGCGUCGAGCGCCUGGUGCGCGACAGCGCCUCCUACUGCCGCGAGCGCUUCGACCCCGACGAGUACUCCACGGCCGUGCGCGAGGCGCCCGCCGAGCUCGCAGACGACUGCGCCAGCCCGCGCCGCGCGCGCCUCUGCCUGCCCGCGCCGCGCGCCCCCGCGCCCGCCCGCGUCCCCGGCCCCGCCGCGCCCGUGCCCGCCGGCGACGGCGACCAGGAGUACGUGAGCCCCGACUGGGCCGGCGCGCCCGAGCCCGCCGCGCCGCCCGCCGAGAUCCCCUACGAGGAGCUGUGGGCGCACCAGGCGCCCGAGGGCCACGCGGAGGAACGGGCCCGGCCGCCCCCAGGCCCAGACCUCAUCUCCUUCGGGGCCGCAGGGUCGCCCCGUCGGGAGCCUGAGGCGCCGCCGCCUCCCGUGCCGCCCAAAUCCGAGGCGGUGAAGGAGGAGUGUCGCCUACUCAAUGCCCCACCUGUGCCUCCCCGGGGUGGCAGUGGCAGUGACCGGCUCUCGGGCAGCCCUCCGGUACCCCCCCGCUUCCCCAAGCUGCAGCCUGUCCACUCGCCCAGCUCCAGCCUCUCCUACUACUCCUCUGGCCUCCAGGAUGGGGUGGGUUCCCGCAGUGGCAGUGGCUCCCCGUCACCGGAUGCCUACUCGCUCUAUUGCUACCCGUGCACCUGGGGAGACUGCAAGGUGGGCGAGUCCUCUAGCCGCCCGCCCCCUGGACCCCUGCCCUCUACCACGCAGCCCAGCCAGGCCUCCCGUGCCCUUGCAGAGCCCCUGAGCAGUCGAGCUGCCUCCCUCCUGGGGGCUGACGCCGCUGUCAAGACCUACCACAGCUGCCCACCUCUGCUCAAGCCCUCACACCCCCAGAAGCGCUUUGUUCCGUUUGGAGCUCUCAACCCCUUUUCCGGGCCUGCCUACCCCUCAGGCCCUUCAGUGGCCUCCUCCUCUGGGCCCCCAGCCACUGUGGGUCCCCUGGCUACCUCUAGCCCUGCGUAUUCCCCAGGCCCAGCCUCACCAGGCCAGGCCUAUUCAGCUGCUCCCCCCUCCUCCUGCCCCACGUCCUCCUCCUCUUCCUCUGAGUGGCAGGAACCAGCCCUGGAGCCCUUUGAUCCCUUCGAGCUGGGGCAGGGCAGUUCUCCAGAGCCUGAGCUGCUGCGCUGCCAGGAGCCCAGAGCUGUGGGGGCACCUGGGCCUGGGCCCCAUCUUUCACCACUUGGUCCCCUCAAGGCCUUUGAGCCUGAAAGUUUGGUGCUGCGGCAGGUCCCCACCCCACUGUCACCAGCUGCCCUGCAGGGGCCUGAGGCAGGAGGAGCACGGCUUUUUCUCACUCAAGGGCGCCUGGAAGGGCCUCCUGCCAGUCCCAGGGAUGGAGCCACAGGCUUCGGAGGCCGGGAUGCCUCCUGGCAGCCCCCUGCUGACCUGUCUGCACUCUCCCUGGAGGAGGUCUCUCGAAGUCUGCGUUUCAUUGGGCUCUCCGAGGACGUGGUGAGCUUCUUUGCCCGAGAACGCAUUGAUGGUAGCAUUUUUGUGCAGCUCAGUGAGGACAUCCUGGCGGACGACUUCCACCUCACCAAGCUGCAGGUCAAGAAGAUCAUGCAGUUCAUCAAAGGCUGGCGGCCCAAGAUCUGAACUGCCCAGCCUGAGCUGCACAGUUGGAACGCUGGCAUGGAGAACCUGGGGGCCAGCCGUGGGUCUACCAGGGGACAGUAUUCCCUGAGAAGCAGGUCCUGCCUGCGGGGAGGAUCUAUGCCAAGACUGAGGCUGCUCGGCGGCAGGAGUGAAUCCAGGGGAGACGCACUUGGAAAUGUGGUCCCCUGAGGUCAGACGCCUGCAUGUGGGGACAUCUUGCCUUUUAAGUGUGCAGACUAUGUGGGGAGGCGGCUGGAGGGCACCACUGUGCACCUGGGACUGUGAGGCAUUUGCUGCAAUUCCCACAGCAGGGCCGAGAGCUGGCCUUCGUGGUGACCUAACACCUUCGGUGCCCUGCUAUAGACAUUCACAGACAUCUUGCACUUCUCAAGCUUGUAGGUUCAGGUUAGGGACAAGGGAAUGAAGAGGGCCCACAAUUCAAGCACAAAUCCCCCAAGUGCCCAUUCUCCUUUGUGCUCUGUGGGCUUUUGGCCUAAAGCUGCCCGAGAGUCGGGGUGUCGAUUUCUGUGUCUCUGGGAUCCCCUUCCUUUCGCCUCUGCUCCGCCAUGAUUGAGGUGCCUGGCCCUGAACACAGGCAGAUCGUGAACGAGCCUGUACCCCAGCACCUCAGAGGUGCCACCUCUGGGUUCUGGUUUGUGGGAGACGGCUUUGGAAGAACACUCUCUGCUAUCGACCUGCUCCUCUGGUUAGGGAGGCACAUGCUCCCCAGACGUCUCUAGCACCCUGGCUCCCGUUCUGACUUCGCUGCAGCCAGUCAUCCCUCCCCUCAGGGGGUUUCAGUCGCAGAAUACUGACUGUGUGGAAGGGCAGGUCGAUUUAGGUCAGCUGCUCCUUGAUUCUAGAAGCAAGUGGUGGUCAGUCACUCUCACUUCUGCCAGUCUCCUGCCCCCAUCAUUUGGCUCUGACGGACAUCUGGUGUCCCUCCCCGGUUUUCUGUCACUAGCACAGCAGGGUCCAGUUGGGAGAGAAAGCACAGUGGCUUGGGAAAGCCUGCCUUCUUCCUCCUCCUGGGGCUCAGUCCUGCCCUUGUUCACAUGCUUCAGAGCAGAUCUUUGUGCCCUUGAGUCUGAAGCGUGGUGAUCUCCGUGACACCCAGAGCUCUGGUCAUUGUGUACAACCACCCCAUCCCCACCCGACCCCACCACAGCUGCCCACCCAGAACCACAGAACAGCCACUGGUGUCAGGGCCUCAAAGGUACCAGCCUUCUCUUCUGCCUUACCUAGUCUACCUAGAUAUUUAUUUACUCCAUUUUUUAUCUUAAGAGUAGCGAAGCCAUGCUUGUGUCCAUGCCCCAAGCAGGCUGCCUCAACUCUGACAGAGGGCGGUCAGAGAGUAGAGCACAGAAACUGUGACGUGGAGACAUUUGGUUUUCUUGCAGAUCAUUUAAUGAAUCCUCAUGGACUAGUGAAAUAAAUGCUAGACCACUAAAGAAUAGUGCAAGUGG